AUGAAGAAACAUCAAACACGACAAAAGACUAUUAAUGAUCCAAUAAUAGUGUCACGCGUUAAGAAUUAUCUCGCCGAGAAUGUGGACAAGACAUUCGUCGAUGUUAGUCAAAUGGCGCGUUCAUUAAAAGAGCGCUACCGCGAGUAUAACAACAGAAGCGACAAUGCCUUUUGCCAGAUGGUAGAAAGUGCAUAUAAAGUAGUUUUACAGAGCUACGGGUUAGACGGAGCGACCACGUCGGAAGGUUCAGAGGAAGAAUCUGAUUUAGAACUACUAGACGAAAAUAAUAGUGAGCUCAAUGACCGCUUGCUCGCCAUGUAUAAGAUGCAAGACAAAAAACGGCCGGCACAAAAUCGAAGAAAUACAGAUAAGUCGGGUGAACCUAUAGAUAUCUUGAGUAGUGAUGACGAUGGUAGUGCGGCGCCAAAAUUACCCAAAAUCAAUGAUCAAAUUACUAUAACCCCCCACGUACCGAAUAAGAAUAAAAACAGCACGCCCAUUGAAGUUAAAACACAGCAGAAUCAGCAAACCAAUGACAGAAAAAGGAAAGUUGAUACAAGUAAAAUUGCACAACCAAAGAAAAAGAAUGAAGUUGGUACUGUUAAAAAUGUUAAGGUUAGUUUUGAUGAUAUUGGUGGAAUAUCAGACAUAAUAACACAGAUCUGCGAUUUAAUAUUACAUAUGAAGCACCCGGAGGUGUAUAGUCAGUUAGGUAUUAAAGCUCCUAGAGGAGCAUUGUUACAUGGCCCUCCAGGCACAGGAAAAACAUUGCUAGCACACGCUAUCGCUGGAAAACUACAAUUACCAAUGAUUGCGAUAACUGGUACAGAAUUAGUAGGAGGAAUGUCAGGAGAGUCUGAAGAAAGGAUCAGAGAAUUGUUUGAGAGAGCAAUAUCAGUAGCCCCAAGUGUAUUAUUCAUAGAUGAGAUUGAUGCAGUCUGUGGAAACAGAGUUCAUGCUCAAAAAGACAUGGAAAAGAGAAUGGUCGCCCAGUUAUUAGCUAGCUUAGACUCCCUGUCUGAAACGAAGUCUUCGGUGUUAAUACUUGCUGCUACAAAUAAUCCUGAUGCCUUAGACCCCGCUCUACGGAGGUCUGGCCGUCUUGAGCAAGAAAUUGCACUUGGCAUACCUUCAUUAAAAUCUAGGAAAGAAAUACUAAGUAUUCUCUGUAAAGAAAUUUCUUUAGAUGAGGAUGUUAAUAUGAGCACCUUAGCACAGAUCACACCUGGAUUUGUUGGAGCUGAUUUACAAGCUCUUGUAAAUAAAGCUAGCACAUAUGCUGUAAAGAGAAUAUUUACUGAAAUUCAAACAGCUAAGAUUAAAGUAGAAACAAAACCCAGUGAGGAGGAACCUGCUAAAGAUGAAGUGGCAGUAAUACCAAAUGGAGAUAAAGUGAGUGAAGAGACUGUUCCAGCUGUUGAUGCUCCUACAGAGGUUCCUUCUGCACCACUACAAGAUGUUGAUAAACCUGCUGAAGACUUAGAUAGUACUCCUAUAAAAGUUGUUCCAGAUAGUAAUAAUGUGAAAGAAAUACCUAUAAUCCCAGUUGAUCCUGUAGAUGAAUUUCUUCUUCUUUUAGAAGAUAUGCCUUACACUAAAGAUGAACUAAAAGGACUUGCCAUCAGACAUGAAGACUUUGUUAAAGCACUUAAAUUUACCAAACCUUGUGCAGUGAGAGAGGGUAUUGUAACAGUACCGGAUGUUACUUGGGAUGAUGUUGGAUCUCUGAGUCAAGUGCGGAAAGAACUACAGCUGGCUGUCUUAGCUCCUGUAAAGUAUCCUGAACAACUGAGAAAACUGGGAUUAGGUGCCCCAAGUGGAGUUUUACUAUGUGGCCCUCCGGGUUGUGGUAAAACUUUGUUAGCAAAAGCUGUAGCAAAUGAAGCAGGUGUAAACUUCAUAUCAGUAAAAGGGCCUGAGCUGCUUAAUAUGUAUGUAGGUGAGAGCGAAAGAGCUGUUCGCACGUGUUUCAGACGGGCUAGAAAUUCAGCGCCGUGCGUCAUAUUUUUCGACGAAUUUGAUGCAUUAUGCCCUCGACGAACAGGUCAAGACAACAAUGGUGCAGCACGAGUUGUGAAUCAGCUGCUGACUGAAAUGGAUGGCAUAGAGACUCGUGAAGGAGUUUUCGUGUUGGCAGCUUCAAAUAGGCCAGACAUCAUUGAUCCUGCAGUAUUGCGGCCGGGUCGUUUGGAUCGAGUUAUGUAUGUUGGAAUGCCAGCAAGAGAUGAUCGCAUUGACAUACUACAGAAACUUACUAAAGGUGGUACAAAACCACAACUUGCACCUGAUGUACACCUGCAUGUUUUUGCUGAUCUAACAGAGGGCUAUACGGGAGCAGACUUGGCUGGUCUAGUUAGAGCAGCUGCCACACAUGCAUUGACAAAACACAUUGAAAACGGGACUCUCGAAGACGAUAUUUUUGUCACAUUUGAAGACUUUAGAAUUGCUCUUUCGAAAUGUAAACCUUCUGUUUCCUCUAAGGAACAACUUCAUUAUGAGAAGUUGAGAUUGAAGUAUACAUCAGGAUUUGAGGACAGAUAUAUGGAAAUGGAGACUGAACCACUAAAUGAGGAAUCAAUGGACACUGUCUGA
Molecule: messenger RNA, 2592 nt
Organism: Arctia plantaginis
Lineage: Eukaryota; Metazoa; Arthropoda; Insecta; Lepidoptera; Erebidae
Source: the annotation of a GenBank genome assembly